Limulus polyphemus (Atlantic horseshoe crab) is the source of this 3786-nucleotide messenger RNA. RefSeq names its product transportin-1-like (gene Tnpo). The transcript has 22 exons. The record is from RefSeq and is a predicted model, not a curated record. Lineage: Eukaryota; Metazoa; Arthropoda; Merostomata; Xiphosura; Limulidae. Gene Ontology annotation, molecular function: nuclear import signal receptor activity; small GTPase binding. Gene Ontology annotation, cellular component: nucleus; cytoplasm. The coding region runs from base 223 to 2916 and encodes 897 amino acids. Gene Ontology annotation, biological process: protein import into nucleus.
UUUGGUGUUGGUUAUUUAAUGUUUAAGUUAUAGGCAGUAUGAUAAACAUUGGUUAUCUCUCUCUCUCUAACUGAAAUGAUAGAUUUUAAAUUAACUUAUUAUUAUAUUUAAUUAUUUAAAACUGUUUAAUGAAAUAAAACCAUUAACUUUUAUUUGGCUAGUCGUAGAAACCCAAUCCCGGUACUCGGUACCGUAUUUUUCCUGAAAGAGGAAAUCUAAAUAAUGCGUGAGGGUAUGGCCCUAGCAUGGCAACCACAAGAAGAAGGUCUUCGACAGAUAUUGAAUUUGUUAAAAGAAUCACAGUCGCCUGAUACAGCUACUCAACGUGCUGUUCAACAAAAAUUGGAGGAGUUGAACAAGUAUUCAGACUUCAACAACUAUUUAAUAUUUGUCCUGACAAAACUUAAGUCCGAAGAUGAGCCAACAAGAUCUUUAAGUGGACUGAUUUUGAAAAACAACGUUAAGGCACACUUUCACAAGUUUCCUCCUGAAGUGGCAGAAUUCAUAAAGUCAGAAUGUCUCGACAGUGUAGGAGAUCCUUCUCCUCUAAUACGUGCUACAGUAGGGAUUCUCAUAACCACUAUAGCUUACAAGGGAGAACUGACAAACUGGACAGAACUUCUUCCUCGCCUAUGUCAGAUGCUAGAUUCAGAAGAUUACAAUGUUUGUGAGGGUGCAUUUGGAGCUUUGCAAAAGAUCUGUGAAGAUUCAGCAGAGGUAUUGGAUAGUGAAGCUUUAGAUCGACCAUUAAACAUUCUCAUUCCAAAGUUCUUGCAGUUCUUUAAACACAGCAGCCCGAAGAUAAGAUCUCAUGCAAUUGCCUGUGUCAACCAGUUUAUCAUCAGCAGAACUCAGAUAUUAAUGAUGCAUAUAGAUCAGUUCCUGGAGAAUCUAUUCCACUUGGCUUCAGAUGAAGAUCCAGAAGUGAGGAAGAAUGUGUGCCGAGCUUUAGUCAUGUUGUUGGAAGUCCGUAUGGAUCGUCUAAUUCCACACAUGCAUAGCAUCAUAGAAUACAUGUUGAUGAGGACUCAAGAUUCAGAUGAUGGAGUAGCUCUGGAAGGGUGUGAGUUCUGGCUGUCUCUAGCUGAACAACCUAUCUGUAAGGAUGCAUUAACACCACAUUUGCCACGUCUCAUCCCAGUGCUAGUCAGAGGAAUGAAGUACAGUGAAAUAGAUAUUAUUCUGCUGAAGGGGGAUGUUGAAGAUGAUGAAAUGAUACCAGAUCGUGAAGAAGAUAUCAAACCGAGAUUUCAUAAAUCUAAAACUCAUAGUCAGAAACACAUGGAUGACAAUGUAGAGGAAGAUGCAGAUUCAGAAGAUGGAUUAGAUGAUGAUAAUUCAUUAUCAGACUGGAAUUUAAGAAAGUGUUCAGCAGCAGCACUUGAUGUACUUGCUAAUGUGCUCCAUGAAGAACUUCUACCUGUGCUUCUCCCCAUCCUUAAAGAAACCCUCUUCCAUCAGGACUGGGAAAUCAAGGAGUCGGGGAUUCUGGCUCUUGGUGCAAUAGCUGAAGGUUGCAUGAAUGGUAUGGUUCCACAUCUUCCUGAGCUGGUUCCAUACCUGAUUACCUGUCUAAAUGACAAGAAAGCUUUAGUUCGAUCAAUCACUUGUUGGACUCUGAGUCGUUACUCCCACUGGAUUGUAGGCCAACCUCACGACAUGUUCCUCAAACCUCUAAUGACUGAGUUGUUGAAAAGAGUGCUGGAUCCCAAUAAAAGAGUGCAAGAGGCAGCCUGUAGUGCUUUUGCCACCUUGGAGGAGGAAGCAUGUACAGAACUUGUUCCAUAUCUUGCUUUUAUUUUGGAGACACUGGUUUUUGCAUUCAACAAAUAUCAGCACAAAAACUUGCUGAUUCUGUAUGAUGCUAUUGGAACUCUGGCUGAUUCUGUUGGGCAUCAUUUAAACAAGCAGGAAUAUAUCAACCUUUUGAUGCCUCCCUUAAUUCAGAAGUGGAAUGUUCUAAAAGAUGACGACAAGGAUCUCUUCCCUUUAUUAGAGUGCUUGUCCAGUGUUGCAACAGCUUUACAGUCAGGGUUUCUUCCAUAUUGUGAACCAGUUUUCAAACGUUGCGUAUCUCUUGUUGAACAGACACUCAAUCAAAAUAUGGCUAAUGCAGCACACCCAGACCAGUUUGAGGCACCAGAUAAAGAUUUCAUGAUAGUAGCUUUGGAUCUGCUUAGUGGUCUAGCAGAGGGUCUUAACGGUCACAUGGAACAGUUGGUAUUGUCCAGCAACAUUAUGCAGCUUCUGUUCCAGUGUAUGCAAGAUCCAAUCCCAGAAGUCAGACAAAGCUCAUUUGCUCUUUUAGGUGAUCUCAGCAAAGCAUGUUUUCAACAUGUAAAUCCAUGUAUCUCGGACUUCAUGCCUAUUCUUGGUCAGAACCUGAACCCAGAGUUUAUUUCUGUCUGUAAUAAUGCAACCUGGGCCAUUGGUGAAAUAUCUGUUAAACUUGGUAAUUCAUGUUCAGACAUGAAACCAUAUGUUCCGAUGGUUUUGAAUCAGUUGGUUGUAAUAAUCAAUAAACCAAACACACCUAAAACACUACUAGAAAACACGGCCAUAACAAUCGGUCGCCUUGGUUACGUAUGUCCUGAGGAAGUCGCUCCUAUGUUACAGCAGUUUAUACGCCCGUGGUGUGCUUCCCUUCGUAACAUUCGAGAUAAUGAAGAAAAAGAUUCUGCUUUCCGGGGAAUUUGUAGUAUGAUUGGAGUAAACCCUGGAGGUGUAGUGCAAGACUUCAUCUUCUUCUGUGAUGCAGUGGCGUCUUGGGUCAGUCCCAAGGCUGAUCUUAAACAGAUGUUUUAUGAGAUUUUUCAUGGUUUUAAAAACCAAGUUGGUGAGGCUAACUGGAAGAGAUUUUCAGAACAAUUACCAGCCCCUCUGAAGGAAAGAUUGUUGGCCAAUUAUGGUGUCUGAAGCUGAGGACUUGCUGCAAAACCACUGAAAAUGUCAGGAGGACAAGUGUCGCAAGUGGUGAAGCCCUGUGAGGACAAGGAAAUUCUUCGUGCUUAGGGUUGGGUGGGGAAUCAGUCUGAUAAAGGGGAAGAGGGAUGGGAUGUUAGGUUAAGAAAUUGCUUCGUUGUGUAAUUUAUAGGUAGUCUACAAGAUUAUUAGACUACAGUAACAGUUUUAUAGGUAAUGCUUAUUACUGGGUGUGAUAUAACUUGCCAUAAAUAUACUUUUUGUGGAUAAGUUAAUUAUUGCAGUAGAAACUACUAAAUGCUAUCUACAUGUUGCAUUUCUGGUUCGAAAUACAGAUUCUUAAGACAUCUCAACAACUAAGUUCUUGUUUUAAGAGUCACUAUUAAACUAAGUUUAAAUUAGCAGGCAAGAAACUUUCUGAGGAACUUCUCUGUUUUUAUUUGAGAUUACUGUCUCCAAGGGAAUAUCUAAAGCUUGGAUAGUAAAACACUUUGUAAAGUAUGUUUCCAUUAAUUGGUCCAAAGAUAAUUAGGCAAACUUUAGACAAAUAGAAAGUCCAGUCUGUUAUGAGUGAAUAUAACAACUCCCUUAAUAAUAGUUUCUCGGAAAGUACUUGUGUUUGUUGCCUCUUUUUUUGUGCGAAUAACCUCAUCCUCACUUAGUUUUGAUUUCUCGUGUUGUUUGCAUGGUGACGUUAAGUGCCUUAUGUUCCUAUCUUGUUCCCCCUUAGCACACUGUCGGGAUAAGGGGAACAAAGUGGGUAAGGGAGGUGUGCUCAACUCGCGUAAAGUUUUUUUAUUCCAGGGGAGAUAGAUGAAUAAAUGAUAAUUAAAGGCAGGGAAAAAAUAACUUGUCAAAGGUAGC